Messenger RNA from Otolemur garnettii (small-eared galago), 2978 nucleotides. RefSeq names its product ST3 beta-galactoside alpha-2,3-sialyltransferase 2 (gene ST3GAL2). NCBI's taxonomy places the organism in Eukaryota, Metazoa, Chordata, Mammalia, Primates, Galagidae. The coding region runs from base 984 to 2036 and encodes 350 amino acids. The transcript is spliced from 6 exons. Gene Ontology annotation, molecular function: beta-galactoside (CMP) alpha-2,3-sialyltransferase activity. The record is from RefSeq and is a predicted model, not a curated record.
UCAGGGUCAUGCUGCAGCAGCCUGGCACCUGGCAAGUGACAGGGAACCUGCCAGUGGAUUACUGUGAACUAACAGCAAGACAGGCUGGCUUCGGGGGAGCAGUGCUGGCCUGGGCCAGUGAUAUCAGGGAGAAGGCCUGGACACUCGGCUAACCAGACAGUGUUGGACACAGCACCCACUGAGCAGCAGCUGUUCCCAGCCCCAGAGGACCCUGCAGCAGGCAUAGGUGCUUUGUGACCCUGAUGCACAUCCAGUAGGGGUGGUGGCCACCAGGAGAAAAGGAACCAGCGCCUUGAAUGGGAAGCAGAAAGGCAGAACCCACUGCAAGGAGGAUCUUGGUCUCUGCUGCAAAGUCUUUUGACACCCUCAGCGCUUCCUGUUUUUCUCUUCUCAGGAUUGGAGUCUGGUUACCCUCCUCUGGCAGAGGGGUUGGGCCUUCUAAGCUGGGGAUGAUUCUUGAAGGGAAAAACCCAGGUCCCCUGAAGCCCACGUGCUCUCUACUGUGAUUGGAAGACGAGGAUUCCCCACUGCAGGGGACGAGGGGCUGCCUCGGUGUCUGCCCAUGAACCACAAGGACCCCAACUGCUCCAGACUGGAUUGUUUCAAGCCACCAAAGAGGGCCCCCCCCAGAGCUGGCAGCCAGCAAUCCCAAGGGACUAGAGGGCUGGGAUGGACUGACCUCCCCCUCACCAGGCCAGCGGGAGAGGCAGAACCUCUGUGGCCUAGCUAGUGACGGAGAGACCCAAUGAAGCCCUAAGCAGGGGCCCAAGUGGCUCAGGGACAGGGCGGCCACUCCUGCUGACGUGCUUUCUCCUUACCUUGAAGGAGGGUGUGGGUGAGCGACCCCUGCUGCUGUCCCCUAUGCCCACAUGCCCCUAUGCCCUUUGCACGUAGUGCCAGAAUAGGUAGGCUGUGCCGUGUUUGGUCCCUCAGUGGGCUGGGAAAGGAGUGGCCACGGUGACAGCUGCCUGCCUGCCAGCACCAUGAAGUGCUCCCUGCGGGUGUGGUUCCUCUCUGUGGCCUUCCUGCUGGUGUUCAUCAUGUCUCUGCUCUUCACCUACUCGCACCACAGCAUGGCCACCCUGCCCUACCUGGACUCGGGGGCCCUGGGUGGCACCCACCGGGUGAAGCUGGUGCCCGGCUAUGCUGGCUUGCAGCGCCUCAGCAAGGAAGGGCUUGCCGGCAAGAGCUGUGCCUGCCACCGCUGCAUGGGUGAUGCGGGCUCCUCUGACUGGUUUGACAGCCACUUUGACAGCAACAUCUCCCCUGUCUGGACCCGAGAGAACAUGGACCUUCCCCCGGAUGUCCAGAGGUGGUGGAUGAUGUUGCAGCCCCAGUUCAAAUCACACAACACUAACGAGGUGCUGGAGAAGCUGUUCCAGAUAGUACCGGGUGAGAACCCUUACCGUGUCCGCGACCCCCACCAGUGCCGGCGCUGUGCCGUGGUGGGCAACUCGGGCAACCUGCGGGGCUCUGGCUACGGGCAGGAUGUGGAUGGACACAACUUCAUCAUGAGAAUGAAUCAGGCACCAACUGUGGGCUUUGAGCAGGAUGUUGGCAGCCGAACCACCCAUCAUUUCAUGUACCCUGAGAGUGCCAAGAAUCUGCCUGCCAAUGUCAGCUUUGUGUUGGUGCCCUUCAAGGCCCUGGACUUACUGUGGAUUGCCAGUGCCCUAUCCACGGGGCAGAUCCGAUUCACCUAUGCCCCAGUGAAGUCCUUCCUUCGAGUGGACAAAGAAAAGGUCCAGAUUUAUAACCCAGCUUUCUUCAAGUACAUCCAUGACAGGUGGACUGAACAUCACGGGCGGUACCCCUCCACAGGGAUGCUGGUUCUCUUCUUUGCCCUGCAUGUGUGUGAUGAGGUGAACGUGUAUGGGUUCGGGGCCGACAGCCGGGGCAACUGGCACCACUACUGGGAGAAUAACCGGUACGCGGGCGAGUUCCGGAAGACGGGCGUGCAUGACGCAGACUUCGAGGCACACAUCAUUGACAUGCUGGCCAAGGCCAGCAAGAUCGAAGUCUAUCGAGGCAACUGAGCCCGCCAUUGCCGACCCUCCCAGCCCUAGCUCGGGUGUGUGCUCCGGCCCGGAACUCGGAGCCAGCCCCAGGGCGGUGGCCUGGUGAGCGGGCCCCGCCCCGGGCGUCGCCAGGCAAUCGGGAGCGAUGCCAGAGCGGGGUCUGGACCAAUCAUGCUGCAGCCCAGCGGGCGCCUGCCGACCCCUGCCAAUCAUGAAUUUUGGGGCCUGGCACCAAUCAGCGCUACAGUUGGGUGAAGCUUGUUUCUCCUAGCCAAUCAUGCGACUCAAAGAGAACUUCGGCACUCGGCCCGUCCCCUCCAAUCAAUGGCCUCUGGGGGCAGGCCUACGGCCGCUCAAUCUCUACGCUCCUGUGCUUUCGGUUGGUUUUCUUGUGGUCUAAGCAAAGAGGUAGCCUUGGCCUUGGUGGUACUUCCCCUGGGUUCACAGCCGGGAGUAUCGUAGUUACUGGCCGGCCGGAGGCCUGACUCCGGUGGGGCGGUGUCCCGUGGGGCCUCGGCUGGGCUUGCUGCAGGUGGAGGAGUGGCCGGGGGGUCCUGGGGGUGCUUUUCCCCCCCCCCCCGAGAGCAAAGUGGCGGUUUCCGCGAUCGCUCAGGCCUCCGCAGGGCCCCAGGCGCCGCGUUUCCUUUGUCCUUUGGUCCCAGAGGGUGAGUGCAAACCCACCAAAGAAACGCGGUCGCUGAGGGGCCCCACGGGCCCCUCACCCCGGCCCCCGCUUGGAACCACCUCUGAUCUGACCCCAGCGCUUCGUGUCUCGCCCUUGCUAGGGGUGGCAUUUGCGUAGGGCCCUACCCCGGAACAUAGGUGUAAGGAACAGGGCAGGGGACAAGGAAGCCCUGUCACAUCCAAUGUAAGGUGCUUCUUACUCACGUGUGCCCUCGGCCCCUUCUGUUCACCCACAACCUUUUUAGCGUCUCUCCUUUAGGCCCUGGGCCUCACCAG